AUGGGACUCGAUUCAUCCAGAUCGCUGAGGAUCAAGAUCCUACUUCUCAUCGAUACUGCCUUCUUCUUCCUCGAACUCAUCGUCGGCUACUCCGUCGGGAGCUUGGCGCUUGUUGCCGACAGCUUUCAUAUGCUCAACGAUGUCUGUUCGCUAUUGGUUGCACUCUAUGCCAUCAAACUGGCCGGGAACUCGAAGAGGAGUCACGAAUAUUCUUACGGUUGGCAACGUGCAGAGGUACUCGGUGCCCUGAUCAAUGGUGUAUUCCUGCUGGCACUGUGUUUCUCGAUCUUCCUCGAAGCUAUCCAAAGGGUCUUUGAUCCGAUCAAUAUCUCAAAACCACCACUGGUCGUGCUGGUCGGCUCCUUGGGUCUGGCCUCUAACAUUGUUGGCUUACUCUUAUUUCAUGAACAUGGCCAUGCCCAUGGAGGCGGACAUUCACAUCAUGGACAUUCACACUCUCAUUCUCAUUCUCAUCCAGACCAUCUCCCACUCCCGGCGCACCAACACAUCGAUACUCUUGAUUCACAACCCCCCCAGCCCGAAUCUGCUGAUGAACAUACCCCACUUCUACUCUCCGCCUCAGCCCCCUCGUCUUCCCCACUGGCCCGACAAGUUUCCUCUAGUUCGAUCUCAUCCUACGACUCCUCGUCAACCGGUACCAUCUCACCCAAACCCGACAAGCGCCAAUCCUUGAUUUGUGUCCAUCCUGCUCAAACCAGAAACAACAUCCUUAGAGCCGCUGAAUUACAGCGUGACCAGCUCAGUCACCAUCAUUCGAGCUCGCGCACCCAGCCUCCUCCCAAGACUGACAAUCCCAGCAUGCCUCCUGCUCAGACCACCACCGAUCCCGAGGCUUCUCAUCAACAUGGCCACUCCUCUCAUUCGCACAUGAACAUGCGCGCCAUAUUCUUGCAUGCUUUGGGGGAUGCCCUCGGUAAUGUGGGUGUGAUCGUGACAGGGCUGCUGAUUUGGCUGGUACCCAGGAUUGACCAAAACGGAAACGUUGGAAAGAACGGGUGGAUCGUUUACGCUGAUCCUGCAAUCAGCUUGGUGAUCACCGGAAUCAUCUUUACAUCUGCACUCCCGUUGGUGAGAUCUGCAAGUUUGAUUUUGUUGCAAGGGACCCCUUCCCAUGUGAACCUUGGUAGGGUUCAAAAAUCACUCGAGGCCAUCAAAGGGGUUUUGCAGGUUCACGAACUUCACAUUUGGAGCUUAUCUGAACUCAAGUUAGUCGCCUCGGUACACGUACUCAUCAAAAACCAAGACGAUUUUGUCACGAUUAGUCGCCACAUCCGAAAAUGUCUUCAUCAUUAUGGCAUUCACUCCAGUACCAUCCAACCCGAGAUCCUUCUCGAGGAGCAAGUCAACAGUCUAAGAGCAGUGUCGACCAGCUCCACGGUUCCUUCCCCCGCUCGAUCGCGUCCAAACUCUGCCCCACUAACCAAUGUUUCAAAUUUCAUCGACGUGGAUGGAUGUUUGCAACAAUGCGACGAGACAUGUGACCAGGAAGCUUGCUGCCCCCCUGGGAGCAUGCAGUCCCGAAUUACUGCAGGUGAUUCUGGCGCGCCGUGA
Puccinia triticina is the source of this 1572-nucleotide messenger RNA. RefSeq lists its product as uncharacterized. Gene Ontology annotation, cellular component: membrane. Gene Ontology annotation, biological process: zinc ion transmembrane transport; intracellular zinc ion homeostasis. Gene Ontology annotation, molecular function: zinc ion transmembrane transporter activity. The coding region runs from base 1 to 1572 and encodes 523 amino acids. The record is from RefSeq and is a predicted model, not a curated record. The transcript has 11 exons. NCBI's taxonomy places the organism in Eukaryota, Fungi, Basidiomycota, Pucciniomycetes, Pucciniales, Pucciniaceae.